Messenger RNA from Clupea harengus (Atlantic herring), 3817 nucleotides. RefSeq names its product leucine rich repeat containing 32 (gene lrrc32). Gene Ontology annotation, molecular function: protein binding. Lineage: Eukaryota; Metazoa; Chordata; Actinopteri; Clupeiformes; Clupeidae. The record is from RefSeq and is a predicted model, not a curated record.
CACCGUACAGUUGUAAUUUUGGAAAAUCUUUUUUAUGGGAUUUUACAUUUGCAUGCUUUCCAAUAAGAAUGCAACCAACUCCUUUUCAACUCCUCUCCGACUGACACCAUUCAUGUCGACCAGGUAAGGCAAGGCCACAGUUGAAAUCAUACACACAUUUGUUUUCUGAGAGAUGAAUGUGGUAUUUUUGUCCAAAAUCUGCCUGGUUUGUACAUCCUGAACAGUUGUCAUAAUCACCACAAUUCCUGCUGUGGUGCUUUAAAGUGUAAGUGCACCCUAAAGAUGUUUUACUCUAAACUAAAUGAUAUGACCUAUUCAGUUUAAAUGAGAGAUUCAUGUAUCCACUGCAACCUUCACCGUGUGGAAUGGUAGGUGAUGACUGAGUGACGUUUUUAGAUUUGCAACAAAGACUGAAUAGACUGUUUAUAUGUUCUUAAUCUUAUCCACGGUUCUCACUUUAUAUUUCAGUUGCGAUUGAACACAUUAAUACUGGUGUUAAUAUUGACAAGAUUUGCGCUUUAUAAAAAUCUGCAUUUUAAGGGUUGAAAAUGGAUCAACACACUACAAACUUAAAUAUACUGUUUAAAAUCAUCCUGAACCUUGCGAGGCUGAUGCUGACGUCGAGUAAACCGUUUGGUACAAACUUACUUCAAGAUAUUCAAAGCCUAUUGGAGAGAUUGUUUUUUUAUCUCCACCUGCUGGUUGGAACGUUGCUUUCAAUGCUGACGUGAAAUAUUCGGGACUAGGAACAAACAAUGAUAACUUGCUCAGAGCUAACAGCCUAUUCAGUUUGAAUGAGCGGUUUAUGAAUGAACGGCUUCUUUCAUUCGCAUGCUAAUUGAACGUCUAUCUAAGAGCACGUUGCAAGAUGCGAAAUUGUUGCGAAAGAAAAUGUACGCUCCUAUUUCUGUUUGCGUGUGUUUGAGUGAUGAGGAGGGAGAGAGUGGAAGAGAGUCAAAAUCCCAAAUAAGGCAUGGACUAAAACGGAAAGGGGAAAAACAAUGAUUCAGGAUAUUCCCACAGGAUGUGUUGGCUGAAACUGGAAAUGAAAGGUGUAGGAGUGAGCCCGCUGCACGGACAGUGAGGAUGUGAGAGAACUAGCGUGUCGGACCAGUAUGUUCAUCAGCAGCACAUAGUAGGAUACAACGCACAAUAAAGAACCAUGGGUGCCAGGUUCUGGUUUAUUUUGGUUAUUGCCAAUGAAGUGGCUGCCUUCACACGUCCACACCAACCUCCACCAUGUGAAGUGGUCCAGAUGGAUGUGUUUUGCAAUGACAUGAACUUAAGAAGCAUUCCAGACAAGCUGCCCCCUGGCAUUCAAAAACUCGAUCUUUCCCGGAAUCUGCUCCAGAAUCUCACACAUGAAGUCUUGGCCGUCUACACCAGCGUUCACCACCUGAACCUUCAUUCAAACAAGAUUCAUUUCAUCCAGCCGGGGAUCUUCAAGGCCCUUACCAAUCUUCAAGUCCUGGAUCUUUCGCAGAACAACCUGGAUGCUUUUGCUGCACUGAAAACAGAUGUGGGCCGUCUCCCCUCUGUGGAGAGCCUUGAUUUAUCUGCCAAUGGACUGUACACGGGCAUGAGCGACUACUUUCUGCGAGAUGCCCCCGCAUUGAGGAACUUAUCUCUAGACGGAAACAGCAUCACAAAGAUAGACAAGAGCACUUUUGCUGGAUCUUCAGAACUCAGAAAAAUUAAUCUGCAUAAUAAUGUCAUUCUCGAGAUUAAGGAGGGUGCAUUUGAAUCCUUGAUUAAUCUCUCUGAUCUUGACUUGUCCAUGAACUCUAUUACCUGCAUCACUGACUUUAAUCUCUCCCAACUUAAAUUGCUGAACCUCAGUAAAAACAGUCUGGAGCUCUUCCAAGCCAUCGACAUAGACACCGAAUAUGAACUCCUUUACCUAGAUUUGAGGGAAAAUAAAAUCCCUUACUUUCCCGUUCUCCCUCAGAUGAACAGGCUAAUGUACCUUGAUUUGUCUAGAAACCGCCUGAGAGGUGUUAAUACCUCAGGCACUGCUGAAGAAGGAGAGCACCUGACCGAGAGUUCCUUUAAAACUCAGUUCUCUCAGCUUCUUUACUUAGAUAUGAGCUUCAAUCAAAUCAUGUCUUUGCCUUCAUUUUUCUUCAAACACAUGAUAUUACUUGAGACACUCAAUAUUAGCAAUAAUUGUUUAGAGACAUUUAGUGUCAGCCAUGAAACCACUUUACCUUCAUUGAAAACCCUUGACCUCAGUUUCAAUGCAAUGCAGAACCUCUCCUUCGAGCAGAACACACUCCUCUCGUUGGAGAGCCUGUACCUACAGGGCAAUUAUCUAAGCACUUUGGACUCCAGUAUAUUCUACAGACUGCCUUACAUAAGAGAACUGCAUCUUCAACAGAACUACCUGAGAAUCUGUGAAUCUCAGCCUGAGGUUAGCCCGAGGCCACAGGCCCAUGGCUGUGUGUCAUUCUCCUCCAUACCAACCCUUCAGUAUCUGUCCCUCUCUGGGAACAGUCUUGAGUCUGUGCCUCAGUAUGCCUUCUAUGGCAGUCCCCUGCAUGUACUGGAUCUGGCAUGGAACCCAGGCUUAACUAUUCACCAGCAUGCAUUCUGUGGUUUAGAAACAUCCCUGACUCACCUGACCUUGAAAGAGAAUCGUCUUCGAACCCUUAACACUGACCUAUCUUUUUUAAGUAAGCUCAGAUUUGUGGAUCUGUCCAUCAAUAGCUUAAAUUCCCUUCCUUUGAGGAGCAAAGACUCGUCAAUUGAAUUCCUGAAUUUACAGAACAAUAGUCUGGCCACCCUAGAUUAUGACACAGUAGUGGUUUUGGAGCGGACACUGAAAGUUCUCUACAUGGGUUCAAACCUCAGCUGCUGCAGUAACCCCAGGUUCCUGGACAUGGUUCAGGGGUCAGAGGUGGUGAUUCCUGAUAUCGCUAGGGUUACGUGUCAGUACACACUGGACUCAAAGGAUGUGGAGAUCAAUAUUGCAAAGGUGUUGCAGGAAUACUGCAAGGCACUGGACAGUAAAAGCUUGAACAUCCUCAUUGUCGUGGUAACCUCUGUGGGUUUGCUUGUGAUAUUAGUCGUAGCCUUUAAGCUCUGCCACAUGAGGAGGCGGAGACUCAACAGUAGCUUUAAGGCAUGACACAACGAUCAGGAGAUUUCUACAGUAUGAACAGUAGCUUUAAGGCAUGAAACAACGAUCAGGAGAUUUCUACAGUAUGAACAGUAGCUUUAAGGCAUGAAACAACGAUCAGGAGAUUUCUACAGUAUGACCAGUAAGGGAGGUUCAUAAGAAAACAACUGCAUUAAAAAAAGGACACAAGUAUCUUACAUAGAUUUCACAGAUAUUUGUAGGCUCUCUGGAUGAAUUAAGACUUUCAGAGUAGACAUAACAUGAAAUGGAAAUGAUAUAACUGUCAUUAGACAUGAUACUUUCAACUUUUAAAUGAAAGUUGUAUGACUCUGCACUUUUUUUGUAUAAAAACACUACAUUUUCUUAGGUAGCACUUUAAUGAUUUUGCCAUGUGAAAAUGUGUUGAAGAUGUUCAGGAGUCACAAACUAUGAGAAUAUAAGAAGAACAGGAAGAAAAAGAUUAAUUUAGCCCAUGUUUAAAGUUUUGUUUUUAAUAUCAGUAAAUAACUGUAUGUUUAUGUUUUCACAACCCUACCACACAACAUCAUUAAAUACCAAACUGUGAUACAUACAAUGCAUUUUCUUUUAUUUACUUUAAAAAAAACGGACUAUACCGACAGCUUAGAAUUGAGCUGAGGGAGUAUUUCCAAUGGCGGAAGGUUGGUAGGAACACCUGCAUUAAAAUGGUUUGUUUUUACA